UCAAUUUUUACAUACAAAUUGUCAAAUAGGAAUUUACAAAAGCAGGUUACGAAACAAAACAAAAAAAAUGCGAAUAUUUGGGUUUCUCUCAAAGAAAGUUGGUGAUUUGACUGUUAAAUACUCUAAUUUACCGGAGUCCUUUAUUAAAAGAAGCUAUGAACAGGUGUAUUGGAAGAAUCCUUCAAAGUAUCCGCAGUACCCAACUGCUCAGAUAGCUCGUAAAAAGUUUCGUUUUACGACGAACAGGCCUUGGACAGCUCAGUUUCGGAUGCAAAAUGACCGUAAUGUGCACAGGAAGAAAGUGUUCGUCGAACCCGUGGGCGAGUGGAGCUUCUUCAAAGGUGACCGUGUUGAGAUAAUGGUGGGCAAGGACAAAGGCAAGCAAGGGAUUGUGUGCCAAGUCAUACAGGAACGUAACUGGGUCAUCGUUGAGGGACUCAACACACAUCUCAGAGUUGUGGGUAAAGACAAGAAGUUCCCCGGCAUCACCAUUCAGUCAGAGGCCCCACUACUCGUCACCACUGGGGUGAAGCUGGUGGACCCAGAGACACUGAAGCCCACUGACUUUGAGUGGAGAUACACUGAAGAGGGGGACAAGGUGCGUGUAUCUCUGGCCAGUAGUAGAAUCAUCCCGAUACCAAAGACAGCGGAAGAGACCAUGGAUUACAAGAGUAAAGAGCUCUAUGUGGAGAAUGUUGACAAGGAUACCACCAGCGAUACUGUUGCUAAGGUAACUUUCGCGCCAAAAUUAAGAACGUUCGAGAUGGAUAUAAUGGAAGAGAUGGGCAUCAAGGAGGACAGAGUUCCCGCCAAAUCAUACUGGUAUUAAACAAAUGUAGUGUAAUAGUGAUCAUUGUACAUUUUAUUAUAGAUAAUAUUGUGAAAAUAA
Helicoverpa armigera (cotton bollworm) is the source of this 889-nucleotide messenger RNA. RefSeq names its product large ribosomal subunit protein uL24m (gene mRpL24). Gene Ontology annotation, molecular function: RNA binding; structural constituent of ribosome. NCBI's taxonomy places the organism in Eukaryota, Metazoa, Arthropoda, Insecta, Lepidoptera, Noctuidae. Gene Ontology annotation, cellular component: ribosome; mitochondrion. The coding region runs from base 68 to 829 and encodes 253 amino acids. The record is from RefSeq and is a predicted model, not a curated record. The transcript has 6 exons. Gene Ontology annotation, biological process: translation.